AGGAAACGAAACUUGGGGUUGUGGUUUGGCUCCGCCCCCCGCGUCCUCGACCAAUGGGCGAGGCCGCAAGGACAGCGGCGACCAAUGAGGGGCCGUCCCCGCCCUGGACACACACGGACGCACACAUGGCCCGCACCCGCAUAUUACGUUUACACAUUUUGUUAAAAGUUGUGUUUGUAUUGCGUGUGUGUGUGUCUCUGUGCGGGUGUGCGCACCGGCUGAUUGGUGAGCGACACUCUGUGACGACUGCCGCCUGGCCGCGCUGCACCACUGCGCCGCUAACGCUCGCACUGCCUGCACGUCGUCCGCCCGCCCGUCCGCACGCUGGCUGCCACCCGCGCUCUCUCUCCCUCUCUCUCUCUCCUCCUGCUGCCGCCGCCGCCUCCGCCGCCGCCGCUGCCCUCCACCACCACCACCUGCCGUCGUCGUGGACGCCAGCGCGCGCCCACACAGCAGCAGCAGUCGUGACAACAACAACAAUCAACAACCCCUGAAGGCGCGGUUGCAUCUGUCGCUCCCGUCGUUCGGUCGGUCGGUCCCAUGACCUCCUACGGCGCCCGGGAGGAGGAGGUCGUCGUCGUCGUCGUAGUCGCCGCGACUGUCAGCGAGUGAGAAAGAUUUCUAAGGUGUUUUUAAACUAUCGUCGCAGACUCCAGUGACAACAUUAUAAUCUCAGUGGUACCUACGGAAGUAGUGAAGUGAGGAGGACGGAAAGACAGACAGACAGACAGACAGUCAGUCACUGUGGGGUCUGAGACAGAGAACAGACACGAGUGAGUCAGAGUCAUGGAGGACAAUUCUGCUCCUGAAGACAGUCGUAGUGUCCGUUCAGGAGGGUCCAUCGGGGCGAGGUCUCCCCCUCCCCUUUCCCCCGUCAUCACGAGCAUGGUUGGGUGCGUGUCUCCGGCCAGCCCUCCGCCGCCCUUGCUGGCAGCGCCGCCCCUCUCGGUGCCCGGCCCGUCGCCGCCCGGAGGGCAUUCGCCGCCAAUCUUCCCUUCCCCGCCGCCCACAUCGCGCCCACCGCCUUUCCUACCCGCACUGUACUUCUCUCACGCCUACAACUCGCCCCCGCCCAUCCACACGUCGGACCCGACGGCCAACGACUGCAAGCUGGUGGAGUACCGGGGGCAGAAGGUGGCCGCCUUCAUCAUCAACAAUGACACGAUGCUCUGCCUGCCGCAGGCCUUCGAGCUCUUCCUGAAGAACCUGGUGGGCGGCCUGCACACCGUCUACACCAAGCUGAAGCGCCUGGGCAUCGAGCCCCUUGUGUGCAACGUCGAACAGGUGCGCGUCCUACGCGGUCUGGGGGCCAUCCAGCCAGGUGUCAACAGGUGCAAACUGCUCUCCAUCAAACACUUUGACGUCCUCUACAAGGAUUGCACCACGGCCAGAAUGGUCUCAGGGUGCGGCUCGAGGCCACGUAUCCCCGGGGAGGGCGUACCUCCUCCAAAAGGGGCCCCCGACCCUAACUUACCCUGCAUAGCGCUGCCAGGGAGACCGCCGAAACGACCCCACGAAAUAUUAGGCAUCGGAGGGUUGCCUGGGUUACCUCCCCCUCCCCACCCCCCUCACCUCUCCCCGGAGGCACUCAUGGCACUGAAGAAGACGCGCAUGGAUGCCAGAGACUUCCCUCCAUUCAUGAACGGAGGAGUGCACGAUGGCGACAUGGAGAAGUCGCCCUUGCUGUCCAACGGGUACAAUCCUCCUCCCAAGGGCCUCAUGGCCCAAUACAUGGCCCUGAACGGCGGGAUGCCCCACCCUGCCCUGCUUGCCCACACAGGCCUGCCCCUGCCCCCACAUCCGGCGCCCUGGCCCACACACGCAGCAGCGGCUGCUGCAGCAGCAGAACAUCCUUUCAAAAAUGGGCCACAUCCAGAAAAUUUGGCUCGAUCAAUGGUGUGGGAAAACUGUCGAGCAUCCUACGACGAAGUUCUGAGACACCUGGAGAGGAUACGAGAAGACCGAAACCGCGCAGACCGAGUCUUGGGUCUGGAGAGGGAGGAGGCCGUAGACCGACCGAUGUCCCCACACAAAACAAAUGGCAUGAGUCACCAAGCGGACAGUAAGCGAUUCUUUGCCAUGGUCAAAAACAAUCCGGUUUUGUACGAUAUGAACGCUAAAAUCUGCGCAGAUUCUGCAAACAAGAACAAUUUAUGGAAAGGCGUGGUAGCGUUGCAGGUCGGAUUAAGAGGAUAUGGCGAGACAGACGUCCUCAACCUGAGCGGCAAGAGCGACUCCCGCGACGACCUCAGUGACGCCCCUACGCCCAGGGACGACAGGGACGACCGCGACGACAAAGACGACGGCCUCUCCGAUGCCGACGAUAUAGACGACAAAAACGAUCUGAGCGACAGGGACGACUUCGACUACCAAGAUCGCCCUUCUUUGCACUUUAACAACAACAACAACAUUCUAACCUCAUCCGCCAACAACAACAACAACAACAAUAACAACAGUACCACAAGCAGCAUCAUCACCAGUAGUUCGGGAGGGGCCAUGGGCGUGUUAGGCGAGGGCGUCAGCAGCCUCCUCCUGGGCAGCAUCAGCAGUAGCAGCAGCGGCAGUAGCAGCGUGGCCGCCACGCCCACCACCUCACAAAGCUCUGCUCUCUUGCCUGCUGGGGAAGACCGACUUCCUGCUGGCUUGAGUGGGUUAGCUGGGCUGAGCAUGGGCGGAGGCGAGGUAACUCCCACAGGGCCUCAUCCACCUCUCUCCUCUUUAGAAAACCUCCUCGGCAACAUCCAGAACCUCCUGAAGGUGGCGGCCGAAAGUGUAAGGCACGAGGAGAAGCAGUGGGUGAGAGAAAAAGAGCACCUUCGGCUGGAGUUCUUGCGCCAAAAGGAGAUGAGAGAGCGCCUUGAGAAACAGUUGGUAGAAGACGAAAAAGUAAAAUUGUUGUACCUGCGGAAGCUGAAGAAGGAGAAGAGGGCGCGACGUCGCCUGGAGGAAGAACUCACAGAGAAACUGAAACGCCUCUCGCAGUACGAACCCAACGCCAAGGAGCUGCUCAGGGCUGCUGCCGAGUCUCUGGCGAAAGAGGGCGUGAAGAACGCAGCAGUCGCGGCAGCGGCAGCGGCGGCAGCAGCAGCCGCGUCAGGAGCGACUUCGGUGCCGGGAGACAACCAGCGCCUCAGCCCAAAGUCACAUCAGCCGCAACAGCAACAACAACAGCAACAGCAGCAGUCGCAGCAGCAGCAGCAGCAGCAACAACAGCAGCAGCAGCAGCAACCAGAGCUUCAGGAAGUGCGGACCUCACAGAGCGAUGCUCCGCCCGUUUACUUCAACAAAUCGCUGCUGUUCAACUGCUCAGCUUAAGCCGCUGUCAUCUGCCGCAUCAUGAUGCAUGUGAAUAGCGUAUAAUGAAUGGUGUUGUAACAUAUAAUGUACGCAGACGAAGGAGCACCUUCUCACCUGGAGGUGUCAUUGUCGUCGUCGAAGCCCCGGUUGGCUGCCGGUUGCUGCAACAACAUCACUCCUCGCUGCUCUGUUCCCUUCGGCGUGAUCUCGGCGGCUGUUUCCUCAGCCUCUUCACCGCCAUGAAGCAAGAAGCUUUCUUCUUUUCUUUUUUGUGUCCCCCCACGGGUGGCCAGAAGGGGCGAAGAGGACUUCAUUGCCAUUCCGAGGCGAUCCAAAGUAGCAGCGACCUCUGGUGGACCCAGCAAGCAGCAGCAGCAGCACAAACGGCGGGAAUAGUUGCAUAGCAGCCUAUUGAUCCUGGCAUAGACAAGGGCGAUCGCACCAGAAGGGGGCAGACCCAUUGAAAUGCUAUGGGUGAUCUUCGAGUUUUAAAGAGUCACCCCUAAUCCGGACUUUAUGAAGAUUUAUUUAUGGCAGCCUCAUGCUCCAAUUUUUUUUCCUCUCUCCUUUUUUGGAAAAUAAAAAGUGAGCCUCAAGGCUGCAAGGACCUUUAGGCGUAGGUGUAGUUUAGGGCGAUAUUGUGUUGGGUGUUGACCUGUUCUUGAACCCUGCUAGUGGGCGGCGAGGGGUUGGCUUGGUAUUGCCCCGCCGGCCGGCGGUCGUGAGUCCUGAGCGCACGACUUCCGACGCGCUUACCGACCCUGCCACUAUUUGAAAUUUUUGCUGCCAAUUACGUGGAGUUUGUCGUGUCGGAGUUAUGAUACAUCCUUCACCGGCAGCCAUGAAUACACACUAACAAAGUAUUCGGAUCGAGAGAAAAGCCGAGUGCGAGGGAUGGUUGUGGGCAGGAGGUGCCACGAACAAUGCCCUAUCACAACAACGCUCUGCAUAAGAUGAUUGUUUCGUUACAAUGUGUCUCAAGUGGAGAUCGUCUCUUCUCAUGCCCGUGUGAAGGCAGACAGUGCCCGUACCCAACAGAUGUGUAGACACACUCCCAACGCCCGAUAUAAAGACGCUAUAUCCCACUUCUUGAGUAAAACUGAUUGUGUCCAAAAAUGAUUUGUAUUGAUGAUGAGUUUACUCUGUGUCUAGAUUCUCAUUCAUUGUGAGUGCCGACACUAAACAAAAAAUGAAUAGUAUCUGUUCCUCCAGAUACUUGACGAUGAAAAAAUAGAAAGUUCAUUUCAAUUUUUGCCGUAGUAAGUAAUAGAUUCUUUAAAUAUAAAUCGACUAAAUCAGUUCAGUGAAGACAAAAGAUCAGACGAACGCGAAAGGAAGUAUUUCCAAUGACCUCGAAUGGCCCCACAAAUGAAGAGAAUUCGAGGCAGGAGGAAAAACGUCUAAUGUUACAAAUAUGUCAGGCAUUUAAGAUAAAUAAAGAAGCCCAUUUCCUCUCCGUUUAGUGUUUACUAUAAAUUAUAAGAUAUAUGUGUGUCUGGAAAACAUUAUAGUGAGAGUCAAAGCAAAAACUCCAAAAAAAGAAUGUAUGAUGAUGUGGCCGUGUGUGUGUGUGUGUGUGUGUGUGUGUG
Macrobrachium nipponense is the source of this 4886-nucleotide messenger RNA. Its product is annotated as dachshund homolog 2-like. NCBI's taxonomy places the organism in Eukaryota, Metazoa, Arthropoda, Malacostraca, Decapoda, Palaemonidae. Bases 787 to 3315 code for a protein of 842 amino acids. Gene Ontology annotation, biological process: regulation of transcription by RNA polymerase II. Gene Ontology annotation, molecular function: DNA-binding transcription factor activity, RNA polymerase II-specific; RNA polymerase II cis-regulatory region sequence-specific DNA binding. The transcript has 15 exons. The record is from RefSeq and is a predicted model, not a curated record. Gene Ontology annotation, cellular component: nucleus; transcription regulator complex.